UAGACAACGGGUUCUGGAGAAUCGGCUGCAGAUUAGGAACGACAAAGAAUUUGUGUACGGAGAUCUCAACAACAGUACGUCAAUUUUGCUGCCUCUUACAGAUAUCAAAGGAGUGAACAGAUAUUUCCUUUGUAACACCGGUAUAUCUGUCGUUGAAGAAGUAUCUCAUCUCAGCUGGAAUUGUGCUUUGUGUUUUCUGUUGCAACUCAGUGAAAUCCACUGGAACCAGGGUACUGAGAACCCACUAGCAUUUGUUCACUAGAAAUCAGUUCAUCCAUUGCAUUGACUGUAUGAGGGGUUCACUACAUAUAGCAUCUGACUUCAUUAAUUAUCAGAGAACUCACAACAGAGAGAUAUCAUUCACCUGCUCUCAGUGAGGGAAAGGAUUCUCUCACUCAGACGACCCUCAGACACCACAGUGAAGCCAUUUACCUGCUCAGACUGUGGGAAGGGAUUCAACCAGUCAUCUGACCUACUGGUACACCAAUCAGUUCACCUUGGGGAGAUGUCGUUCACUUGCUCGGACUGUGGGAAGGGAUUCACUCGGUCAUCCAGCUUGCAGAGACACCAGUCAGUUCACACUGGGGAAAGGCCGUUCACAUGUUCUGUAUGUGGAAAGGGAUUCACUCGUUCAUCCCACCUACAGGCACACCAGUCAAUUCACACCGGGGAGAAACCAUUCACCUGUUCUUACUGUGGGAAGGGUUUCACUGGAUCAACUGACCUACUGGCACAUCAGUCAGUUCACACUGGGGAGAAGCCGUUCUCAUGCUCUGACUGUGGGAAGGGAUUCUCUCGGUCUUUCAGCCUCCAGAGACACCAGCGAGUUCACACUGGAGAGAGACCAUUCACGUGUUCCAUGUGUGGGAAGGGAUUUACUCGGUCAGGCAGCCUGCAGACACACCUGCGAUUUCACACUGGGGAGUGGCCAUUCACAUGCUCUGACUGUGGGAAGAGAUUCACUCGGUCGUCUGACCUGCUAGCACAUCAGUUAGUUCACACUGGAAAGAUGUUGUUCUCCUGUUCAGACUGUGGGAAGGGAUUCACUCGGUCAUUCAGCCUACAGAGACACCAGUCAGUUCACACUGGGGAGAAGCCAUUCACUUGUUCCGUUUGUGGGAAGGGAUUCGCUCGGUCAUCUCACCUACAGACACACCAGUCGGUUCACACCGGGGGGAAACUGUUUACCCGCUCAGACUGUGGGAAGGGUUUCACUGGAUCAACUGACCUACUGACACAUCAGCAAGUUCACACUGGGGAAACAGUUUAAAUAAGCUGCAUGCUGGAUAUUUAACCAUCACAUUUGCUGAAUCCUGCAGCAAGUUCAAAAGUAACUGUUGGUAUUGAACUCUGCAAUUAUUGUUGCUGUUCAUCACACUCUGGUCACUGGGCAUGGGAGGAAUUUCUUGUGAUGAUGUUCACCUUUAAUAGGACUAGAGUUUAAUAUUAUGGAUCUGUGACUAAUAAAUCAGUUCUAUUUUAAACUCUGUAUCAGGUGCCUAGUGAACCUAUAACACACCCAGUGUACAGUAGGGAGCCAACUGAGCCUAGCUGGUCUUUGUCAGAAUUUCUGUUCCACAAGAGUUCUCUUAAACCCAUCCCUGCCAUUCACCUCUGGCUCUCCUGUGGAGAUGGGUUCCAAACAGUCACCACUCUGUGGGUGAAGAAUUUUCCCUUGAAUUUCCUGCAUGACUUUCCGCAGACUGGAGAAGACAAGUUGACUGCAGUUAUUUAUGUCUGUCAUGUUCUUCAUCCCGGGUCCUAUGUCCUGCUCAUUUCAACAUUAUGGGUCAUUUUUACUACUUCUGAAGAGCUGAACAGGGAAACACAGCAGGGGGGUGUGCAAGUGAAUGUCG
Mobula hypostoma (lesser devil ray) is the source of this 1856-nucleotide messenger RNA. Its product is annotated as gastrula zinc finger protein XlCGF49.1-like. The coding region runs from base 506 to 1270 and encodes 254 amino acids. The record is from RefSeq and is a predicted model, not a curated record. Gene Ontology annotation, molecular function: DNA-binding transcription factor activity; RNA polymerase II cis-regulatory region sequence-specific DNA binding. The transcript is spliced from 2 exons. Lineage: Eukaryota; Metazoa; Chordata; Chondrichthyes; Myliobatiformes; Myliobatidae. Gene Ontology annotation, biological process: regulation of transcription by RNA polymerase II.